Prorocentrum cordatum is the source of this 213-nucleotide messenger RNA. NCBI's taxonomy places the organism in Eukaryota, Dinophyceae, Prorocentrales, Prorocentraceae. The record is from the annotation of a GenBank genome assembly.
GACGGCGGGGCCGGGGGCGCUGCCGCGGCCGAGGCGGCGGGCGCGGGCGCGCGGGCCGAGGCCGGGGUGGCGGGCAAGGGGCGGGAGCGCAGGCGCGCCUCGAAUGCGAUCGCCCAGCGGCGGGCCGCCAGGGCGCAGGCCGCGAGAGGCGGCCAGGGCAGCGGCUCAGAUGCCGAGGCCACGGCACGCGAGAGUGCCAGGGCCAAAGCCUAG